UACAUUGACAGAUUCGAAAGAUUCGCCAUUGAAGAAAACAGCAAUGGCGGACAGAGAGAAAACAGCGCAUUUGGCGGAGAGAGACAAAGCAGCAGUACCAGUCGACAGAGAAAAAACAGUGCUUUCGGUGGACAUAGAGAAAACAGCGCUGUCUUCAGACGGCUCACCGGACAACGGGAAAAAGAAGGCCGCUGUCUCCGGUUUCACGUUGUGGGACGUCCUGUUGGUCACCUGCUUCUAUCUAAACAGUUUCGCGGCUGCAACCACUUUUUCUGUGCUGAUACCGUUUUUCCCAAAAGAGGCUGUAUCAAAGGGAGUCAGUGUCACUGUCGUUGGAAUUAUCAUCGGUAUCUUCGACAUACUGAUCUUCAUCGCUUCGCCAGUAAUCGGAAUUUUGGUGGGUAAAUUUACACCAAAAUGGUUUUAUAUCGGAGGGUGUUUUACCAUUGGUAUCUGCGCGAUGGCUUACGGGUUACUUGACAUUGUUCCAGCCGGAUCUGCCUUUAUCGCCUCUGCUUUUGUUUUGCGAAUGGUCGAGGCACUCGGGACAUCCGCAGAAUGGACAUCAGGGGAUACGAUACUUACGCAAAAAUUUCCGACAAAAAUCGCCACUCUCACUGGUAUGAUGGGGACAACAAUGGGUAUAGGAAAUUUGGUUGGACCUGCACUAGGGGGCGCUUUAUAUCAGGCGGGGGGUUUCCGGCUACCAUUCUUCGUGACAGGAGGAUUCGUGUUACUUCUCUGGCCCUUUUCUGUAAUUUUAUUGACAGCGUUUCAAGAACAAACAGGUGCGAUUGCAGCUCCGGAAAACCGCGAUGCAAAAACGGAUACGUCAUUUACGAUUUGGAGGUUAAUACUACAUUAUCGAAUCUUCAUCGCAAUCUUAUCUCCGAUUACCGGAUUUUUAUGUUUAUGCGUAAUGUUGCCAGUUCUCACAGCUCAUCUGGAACCGUUCGGGCUGACCACUGGCGUGCUGGGUCUAUUUUUCAUCAUCACCCCAGGAGUUUAUGGCCUCGGCUCACCAUUGGUUGGGCUCGUGAUCGAUAAAUGGCACUGUGGCGAAUAUUUGACAAUCGUUGGAGAUUUGUUAAUGAUGGUUGGGUAUCUUCUUAUUGGUCCGUUCCCCCUAUUUCACAUACGCCAAUCGCUAUGGCUGACGGUGGUGUCAUUGGUUAUACUGGGUAUUGGUGCCACCCUCCUGCUCAUCCCAAUCUUGCCGCAGAUGGUAGCGGACGCAAGGAAAAUUGGUUUUCCCGAUAAUACACAGACCUACGGUAUAAUCGCAGCACUGAACGUUUCCGGAAUUUCCUUAGGUUGUGGUAUGGGGCCAAUUGUUGGUGGCGCUUUAACAGAGGCGGUUGGCUUUUCCUGGGCAACUUCCAUCACUGUGAUACCACUUUUUAUACUGGUGAUACUCAAUCUUAUAAGCUUCGUCCUAAGCAGACGGAAAAGUCGUCCCAAAUUGGAGAAUGAGACUUCAACUUCGUCUAAAAGCGGACAGAUUCAAUCGAGUCGCAUCGGAAAAGAAACCGACAAACUGAUAAGAAAAUAGCAAUAAGAAAUAGCGAGCCAAACAUAUCGAUAUAUUUCAGUGUUCCCUAACAACUGAUUGACUUGGCGGAAGAAGCCGAGA
Lineus longissimus is the source of this 1633-nucleotide messenger RNA. Its product is annotated as MFS-type transporter SLC18B1-like. Lineage: Eukaryota; Metazoa; Nemertea; Pilidiophora; Heteronemertea; Lineidae. Gene Ontology annotation, biological process: transmembrane transport. Gene Ontology annotation, molecular function: transmembrane transporter activity. The transcript has 14 exons. Bases 44 to 1552 code for a protein of 502 amino acids. The record is from RefSeq and is a predicted model, not a curated record.